Messenger RNA from Nerophis lumbriciformis (worm pipefish), 13776 nucleotides. The record is from RefSeq and is a predicted model, not a curated record. Lineage: Eukaryota; Metazoa; Chordata; Actinopteri; Syngnathiformes; Syngnathidae.
AUGCCUUGUGGAAAUGGAGCGACUGUAACCAAGCGCAAACAUGGCGUCUGCGGGCCAAGCUUCUACUUCUUCUCCAGCCUGUUGGUGGCCCUGUGCUGUCUGGAGCCGUGGAGCCUCGGCUCGCAGACGGCCACCGGCAGGAGCUGCACACCGUGUCCCGUUAACUGCAGCUGCUCGCCGGCGGGGCCCCAGCAGAGCUGCGUGGUCAACUGCUCCAACGUCGGCCUGGAUACGGCCCCUGGAGCGGCAGAUAUCCCGCUGUUCACCACUGUACUAGAUCUCUCCAAGAAUCACAUCACGUCCCUUGAUACAACCUUGCUGAAUCGACUCCCUGGCCUUCGGGAGCUAUAUCUACAAAGUAACAGGAUUGUGAUUCUGCCCAGAGGAGUAUUCUGCUAUGGGCCUUUGACAGUCCUGGAUCUGAGCAACAACCAAAUCACUAAAAUAGAAGAAAGAAUAUGUGACGACCUGUGCAAUUUAACACAAAUUGACCUAAGCAGCAACCCCUUUGACUGUGACUGUAAACUAUUCCACUUGGUGAACUGGCUCCAGGAUAAAGGGGUACGAGUUCGAAGGCCUGACGACAUGGUCUGUAACCACCCUCCUGAGCUGCGUCACAAACCUCUGCUCAAUGUCAGAGUGCUCACCUGUGGACUUAACUAUGCCGCAUGUCUUGAGGACAGCAGUAGCGGAGGAGGGGGGCGGAGUGAGCUUGUCAUCUUUUCGUCAUCUACACCAGGCAACUUUACUCGUGAACAGUGUAACAGCAUGUGCUUCGCUGCAUCGCACCGCUAUGGCGGCCUGGGAGCAAGGCAGGAGUGUCUAUGCAGUACAAAUUCGGAGCCCAACUUCAUCAGUGAAUCUCAGUGUUCUGCUGCCUGUAGCAAUCCCAGUGUCAUGAAGGAAUGUGGGUGGACUCUGGCCCAUGAUGUAUUUGCAGUGGACUUCUCCAUCUUACUCAAGGCCCUCCCAUUGCAAAGUGUUCACGACCGCAUCAAUUUCUCAGCUGUCUCUUCCGUAAUGCCAGUAGCCCUAUCCUGGGAGUUUGGUGACCUCUCCCCUCGCGUCAACACCACAGUAACAAAGGUCACCUCAGCAACGCACAAAUACGGACUUCCAGGACAGUAUGUGGUCAGUUUGAUAGCCUGGGCUGGGCACAAAGAGGUAACUACACGAGGCGAGGUAUCGGUGGCGUUUCCUUCUAAGCUGGAACUGCACUGCCCCCCUCUUACUGUAGUCAAUGGCAGCCUAGAAGUCACACUUUUCAGCUGGGGAGCUCUUGGCCUUGAUGUUGACUGGAAGAUUUCAAAAGAUGAUGUGCAGGUCGCUAAAGCUUCUCCGCACUGUCCAAAAGAUGGGGUCUACCACAUCGAGUCCUCGUGCUGUUUCCAGAUUGUUCCAGGGGAGAUGAGUUGGACCGAUGCUCGCCGACAAUGUUUAGACCGCGGUGGGGAUCUGGCAAUAGUCAGAGGUGACACGCUGCGCAACCUGCUGGCUCAUAAAGUCACACAGGAACGAGGAGUGUGGCUGGGCUUGAGCAAUGUCACUUCCCCGGGCAGACUGCGCUGGGUCAAUGGCUCUGAGGCCCAGAAUGGAGAGGAAGGCCUGCAGCCUCGUUUCUCCAUCUCCCGUGGCAAUUUUUGUGUUUCCCUUGAUCAGCGAGCUCAAACCAGUCAGCACCCAUGCAACACCAAGCGUGCAUUUGUCUGUCAGUAUAGCCCUCAAGUCCGAGUUCCAGAUGCAGGGGUUUACAUGGUUGGCCUGGCGGUAUUUCCCUCUCAUAAUUCGUUGCUUCGAGUGUCUGUUGUUCCAUUCUCGACUGCGCAAACAGCCAGCACUAGCAUAGAGUUAAUGCUGUUCCCAGCUCUAAGCUUUGUUCAGCCAGGUCGCCUGUCUUCCCUUGAGCUUGUAAUGCAGGAGCGCAGCUCACACGUCCAUGUCCGAUUCCAAGUCUACCGACCACAAUGUCAUUAUGCCGGCCUGCACCUGCUUCUUCCAAGUUGUCACGGUCCAGUUUGCUCACCAGUGGCUAUAUGUGUUGCGGAGGACACCAAAGACAAUAAUCCACGCUCUUGCCCCCGACUACAACAGUGGUGUCCAUUCCAAAACCGAUGCCUGGACCUCUCUAGUCCUUGUCCACCCUCCUCCUGUCCUAAUUGCACCUACGCUUUCCACCUUCCACCUGGUGCUCGGAGACCUCAAUAUAUCCUGCAAGAUGAGGUGGCUUUCACCCUGCCCGCAGGACCAGCUGCACAUGCUCUGGUGCAAGAGCAGUUAGAAGACCUCUUGGUUUUUGCUGGUGACAUCAUUGGCCUUCAACACGAUGCUGGACCAGCAUCCCUCCUUCACUGCCAGUCCAGUCCCAAUUCACUGUGGCGACAGUCUGUUUUUGUUGUCAACCAUUCUGAAUGGAACUUGAUUAACACCAGCAGAGAGUCAGCAGAAAGUUCAGCUGGCCACGGUCUUGACCCUCAGCCCCAUCUCGUCCUGGAAUCAUUGAUGGAGGCUGGUGGAGGAGGCUGGCUGGAGGAAGUGGUAUGCCCCAUCAGAGUGCUGUAUGUGGGACACAGUGAGAUCCUGCUGCAGGGUCCAAAGUUAUCUGCUGGUCUAUCCCAACCAGGACUCUAUACUCUGCAGGUGAGUUCUGCUGAACCAUCAUAUCCAGCUUCAGCAUCAUGCCCAUUGCUUGUGGUUCCUCCUUUGGGCUUAACCAUUUUGCACCCACCUCUCUGGAAUGGCAGCCUCUAUCUUCAGGCUAAUAGCACUCGCGUCCUACUCCAUGUCCAGUCCCGUUAUAGCACGAGGGUAUCGCAACGGGGAACUAAUCACAGUGUUACCUUUCAGCCAGACUGUCCUUCAAUUUUUUUAUCCAGCCCCACACUAUGCAAGCCGAGGUCACAUUCAGGGACAGAGGUCACAGAACCAAGCCUGUAUGCAAUACUGGAUCUAAGCUUGGUUUCUAAGGAGCAAAAGGAUCUUAUUCAUGUGGAGCUGCAUGCCUAUAAUAAUAUGACAGAAUCUAGCUUGGCCGUGGUUGUUCAUGUGGAAGUACCACUGAAAGGACUAGUGGUUAAGCCCUAUCCUGCUCAAAGGGUGCUGAUGGAGUCAGUUGUGAGUUACACAGCCGACGUUCUUGAAGGCUCCAAUCCCACAUACAGAUGGACUGUUGAUGACAAGCCCUACUUUACCUAUUACAACACAGUCCUUAAUGUGAUCUAUCAACAUGCUGCCGUGUACAAGCUCACAGUGACGGCUAUGAACCAUAUCAGCAGCCUUACAGAGCAUUUCAACGUCACUGUGGACAGCCUGCAGCCUAUGACCAACCUCGCAGUGAGGGGUGUACCACAUGUGGUCCCUCAAGGCUCCACUCAGACGCUCACCGCUUCUGUGCUUGUGGACAUGUCUGUGUCGGCGACCUUUCGGUGGUCUUUUGGUGAUGGGGGAUAUAAAGAGUUUGAAAUGAAGCCUCCCUACGCUCCAUCCCUUUUUCAACCAGACUCCCCUCAUCAGGUCCUCCUAACCAACAACAUCACCUAUAUCUACUCCCAGCCAGGAAUAUACAGUGCACUGGUCUCAGUGUCCAAUCGAUACGAAAAUAUCAGUCAAAGCAUAAACAUGAGUGUCUACAGCAUCCUCACUCGUGUUGAUAUACAAACUGAGCCCCAAUUUCUCCUUGCUAGCAAAUCAGCAUAUUUUGAAGCUCAUCCUUUGCCCUCACCCUAUGGAAUUCACUAUGAUUGGAACUUUGGAGAUGAUUCUGCUCCGUGUCAAGGUCGGCGUGUGGCGCACACAUACACGCGCAGUGGUGCCUUCAAUGCCUGCGUGUCUGUAAACAACACCAUUAGUUACAACAUGGCCUGUGCUGAGAUGUUUGUAUUUGAAGAGAUAGAAAAAAUGACAGCCAAGAGCUCCUCACCUUCAGAAUUGCAUACUCCCACUAUAGUGAAAGCAGACACUGUAUCUGGCAAUAAUAUCACUUGGAUAUUUUCUAUGGGCGAUGGCAGCAAUUACACUACUUCCGAACCCCAGGUGUCGCACAGUUAUCUUAAAGAUGGCAACUACACAGUAAAUGUGACGGCUGCUAAUGCUGUGAGUUCUGGCUGCAUACUUCUCACAGUGCAGGUUUAUGUGUUUCAAGUUAUCAGGAUCGAACCUUCCGGAUGUGUCCAAGAAAACAGGCCCAUCAACUUUGAUGCAUGGAUGUCUGGCAAUGUUUCAGCCAGUCUUUUUGAAUGGAGCUUUGGAGACGGAAGCCCUGAUGAGAUACACCUCGGGAACCCCAGAGUCUUACAUACCUACAAGAUGUGUGGGAACUACCAUCUUUCCCUUAAUCUUUCCAGUGGGAUCAACAGGGCUUCCAAGGCACACUUCUCCAAAUGGGUGUGUGUGGAACCAGCCUUAACCAGCAUCCACCUUAACCUUGAGAAAACACACUAUGCCGUCGGAGAAGAGAUCAGGUUACAGGUCAGAGCAGAGCCGCAGUUUACCUACAGCUAUCUGUGGAACUUUGAUACAGGUGAAGAACCCUUACUGAUUCACGGUUCCGGGAAUGUCUUGAGAACAUAUGAAAAUCCAGGUCUGUACAGAGUGACAGUGACUGUCUCCAAUAACAUCUCCACAAGUAAUUCCAGUGUUCUGGUUGAGGUUCAGAUGCCUAUAGGGCCCAUUAUUAUUCUCCAUAAUGGCACUGAGUACAAUUACCUUAGACUUAGGGAACCCUAUUUCUUCACAACCCCGCUCUCUUCUCCUGAUGUCAAUCACACAUGGAACUUUGGAGAUGGUAACAUUUUUACAGGGCAAAGUGUCCACUACACCUACAACAUUUCUGGAAACUACAACAUUACACUGACAGCAGCCAACUCUGUCAGCAGGAAUCACACUAUUUUACCUGUUUCUGCGCUUUCACCAAUUCGUAACUUAACUGUCAAUUCCAGUCUCAUAAAUGUUCCUCUCAAUGCCUCAGUCCACUUUGAAGCUCAAUUUUUGGAGGGAGAUGAUGUCCGAUUUUCCUGGAUCUUGUGCGACCACUGCACCUCAAUUCCAGGGACCCACACCAUGUUCUACACCUUCCGCUCAGUUGGCACUUUCAAUAUCAUUGUGACAGCAGAGAACCACAUAGGGACCGCCCAAGCUAAUAUUUUCCUCUAUGUUCAACGUGAAUUGGAUGGACUCCAGAUUGUAGCCAAGGCGGAGGCGAAAGAAGGUGGAGAAACAAGAGUGGAUGGUUGCUGCUUUGCUACCAACCGUGUUCUUCACCUUCAUGCAGACUUAAAAGAAGGAACCAACAUGACUUUUAAUUGGAACAUCAUCAAUGAACUACAGCCCAUUAACUCCAGGUACAACAUCAGUGCCAAGACUACGGAGGUCAGUUUCUCCACACCGGGACCGUGUCUCAUAAUUCUUGGAGCAGCUAACCUUCUGGGCCAGCUGUCCACCAAUAGAACCAUUCACUUCUUAGAGCCAGUCGGAAGAGUGUCUCUGCAGAUCAGCAACAACCCUAUAGCUGUCAAUGCUCUUACCAAUCUGUCAGUGCCCAUUUCGGAGGGCUCAGACCUACAAUAUCGCUGGUUUGUAAAUGGAGAUAAUAUGCAGUGGAAAGAGCCCUGGAGGACUCAAACAUUUCCAACUCCUGGUCUAUAUCUGGUCACUGUGGAGGUCUUUAAUGAAGUUAGUUCCAAGCUCAUGUCUGAGAGGAUAAGCGUCCAGGAAAGAAUCUCUGGGACUGACUUCAUAGCGAUUGAUGCCAUUGAGCAGAGUUACAUAGCAACAGGGGUCCCUGUCACACUCCAUGGAAAGGUGGACAAGGGAACCAAUGUGACAUGGACAUGGACAAUCGAUGGAACAACAGAGAUCGGACAGAGCACGACGGUGGUGUUCCUGGAGCCAAAGACAGCUAGUAUUACGCUGAAUGCCAGCAAUGAUAUCAGUGAGCAAGUAGUUCCAAAGGAGCUCUUUGUUCAGGACAAGAUUCAGGGCUUGGAGCUGCGGGCAAGUAAACAGAUUGCAGUAGUCGGUGAGAGGGUAGAGUUCACCAUUUUAAUGGCAGCAGGCUCAAAUGUUGAACUGAUCCUCAGCAUCAGCGGAGAUGCCACUGUUUCACCUCAACUUAAUCAAACGUAUGUGCACGUAUUCAGCCGGGUAGAUACCUACAUGGUCAACCUCACUGCUCAUAAUCAGGUAAGCUCCAAGAGGCGACACCUCCAGGUUGAAGUGAUGGAGCCAGUACGUGGAUUGUCUAUCCACGGAAUCGCAGCAGCGAUCCCUGUUGGUGUAAAGAGAUUAUUUACCGCCAGCAUCAAAACGGGCAAGCCCGUUGGUUAUCUGUGGACUUUUGACCUGCACCACCUCCACAAGACAUCACAUUUUGGACAAGAGGUGUCCUACAUCCCAGAGGAGGCAGGUUUAUUGACCAUUUACCUGAGGGCCUUCAAUGCAUUACAUGGUCAGAACAUCACUGAGCACAUCCUUGUCCAGAACCUAUUAAAGGCUGCAGUCCUAAAUGCAACACCUCAGGACACUUUGGUCAAUAAGACUGUCACUUUGGUGGCUUCUGUCACACCCAAAUCAAAUCCUCUAGAAUGCUUCUGGGACUUCAAUGAUGGCUCUACUCCAGUUCACACCAGUACUACAAAUGUGGGCCAUGUGUUCCAGAACCCAGGAAACUACAUAGUCCAAGUCAACUGUAGUAAUCUGGUGAGCUGGGUGUGGGGUCAGGUUGAAGUAAACAUCAGUGUCCUAGAGUGUGAGGAACCAGAAGUACAAGUCAUUCAAGCCCCCCGUCUCGCCAUCUGGCGAUCCCAGCCCACUUUUGUCGAGGCCACUGUGGACCUGAAAGGCUGUGUUAUUUAUGGAGCACAAUAUUUAUGGCAAGUCGUCACAACACCAUCCUGUGACAGUAGUGACCACCUUCCCUCUCAGCCAUUACCUCAGACAGAAAUCCUUCUCCCAGUGGAGGUGGAUGUACGGCGACUACAGUUGUCGUUGCCCAAGAUGGCGCUGGCUACAGGGAACUACACUCUGGUGUUUUCUCUAUCGUAUGAAGGUGUGCCGGUGAGAAAAGCAGCCUGUCUACAACUAAGCAUCAUGGCUGAAAGGCUGGUGCCCAUCAUAGAGGGUGGCACCCAUAGGGUAUGGUCGAGGACCCAGGACCUCCAGCUCAGUGCAGAGCAGUCCUACGACCCCAAUAUGGACCCCGACAGCCAGUCACUACUCCACUACCAUUGGGAGUGUGUAAGCACAUCAAAGGGUCCAGAACACUGCUCCAGCCUGAACUUCGGCUUGGGCUACAGCGAUCCUGUACUGGGAAUAUCUGGUUCUGAGUUAGAGGAAAAUGUUGAAUACACCUUCAAACUGUCUAUCAGCAAAGAUGGAAUGACACCAGAGUCCACCACACAAACUGUGCUGGUCCAGAGUGGUCACAUUCCAAUGGUGUAUCUGGAGUGUGUGUCCUGUAGGGCCCAAUCCAUCUACGAAAUCAGCCAAAACUCGUAUGUCUACCUCCGAGGAACCUGCACGAACUGCCAAGGCUUUCACCGCGGGAGAUGGACUGCCAUGACACUGCAGAACGAGACCCUGAUCCUGGACUCGACCUCGAUCACCACAGAAAAGGACUGUAUGGACCUGGUUUUGCGGCAGGGUGCCCUUCGCCACGGAGACUCAUACAUUUUCACCCUGCACGUAACUGACGACAUGCUGGAUGGCGAGGGUGCCGCCUCCAUCACAUUGCACCACAACAUGCCUCCAGCUGGCGGGGUGUGUCACCUCAGAGCAGGAGAGUCUGGAUGGGAUAGUGCUGAUGCAGAUGUUGGAAGUUUGACAAUUCGAACACUGCUGGACAAAGUUCACUUUAACUGUUCAGGUUACAGUGAUCGAGGAAUCUCUGAGACCCCUUUACUCUACAGUUUGUUGGUGACCCGCUGCAAGGAAGACUAUUGUGAGGAGUUUUGUGUGUAUAAAGGCAGUAGUCCAGAGCAUUCAGCCUUCCUUCCCCCUGGCUUUAAAUCAGCUCGACACCGUGUAGCUGUUUCCAUCACAGUGGAGGAUCUUCAGGGAGCAACAAUCACUGCCCUCAACAAGUCUAUUGAAGUGGUGCUGCCGGAUCCACCGCCUGAGUACAGUAGCCUUCCUCACUGGCUGUCUGAACUGACUGACAGCAGACUUAAACAGCUGUUGGAACAAGGAGACUCCCAGAGGGUCAGGGAGCUAUCCUUGGCUCUUAUUACUGUCCUAAAUGAGUACGAACAGAGCAGGGAGUCCAGACGGGUGUUUUCAGCGGAGCGGGUUUACCGAGUCAGGGUCCGUAGCAACAUUACUAGGGCAUUGACUGCACUGGAUCUAAACACUGUUAAUGACAUUCAGCAAACCUCUGCGGCGCUGGCACAGUGCACGGCGGUGAGUCGAGAGUUUAUCUGUGAGGAGUGUCAGAACAGCACUCUGAAUAAACUUGAGUCCAUGUUAGAUAUUCUGCAAAAUGACACCAAGCAAGGAACAGUUACUCCAACUGAGAUAGCUGAUAACAUCCUGAACAUCAUGGGCGAUCUGAUCCAUCAAGUCAGCCAGUCGGCGUUUCACUUCCAACCCCCCUUCGUGGAUUCCCCAUCAGUUUUCUCGACUUCCCCUUUGACCCCCUCUGGUGCAUAUCACGGAGGCAUCCAUUUGGACCCAUCACCUUCCUCCUCAGAGCCACAUCCGUUGAGAGUGGCCGCCAAAGCCUAUAGCCUAUCUUCAGUCCUCAUGCUAAUUCUCAUGCACGGCCGUGUCCUGAACGAGGAACCACUUGUGCUCAGGGGAACAGAGAUAGCUGCCACGGGAAAACUGGCUGACCCCCAGAGCCUGCUGUGUUACCACGGCAACAGCAGUCCAGAAUGCCAACAGUUCUCCAUCCCCAGAGCAUUCAACAGUAGUCUUGGCAGAGCAGCUGCAGGAAACAGUGUCAUGCAGUUACUUCUUCGAUUGGAGUCCAACCCAUUCCCGUUCAAUUAUGUAGCCAACUACACAGUGUCCACUGAGGUGGCAUCCAUGGAGUUUCGCACUGAAAAUGGGACCCAGAUUCCCAUCUCCGGACUGGAUGACAAUCUUGCCAUCACUGUCGCCAUAAACAAUGGCACUAGUGGAGAGCUGGGCACAGAUUCCUCUGGUGCAGGUGGCGUGCCUCCAGCCGGAGCUGUAAACAUCAGCCGGUGCAACUCUGUCAUCGUCAGGGUGAUCACAGGCAACAACAACAGGCAGGCUGGACUCUUUAUACAGCUCAACUUCACUGCUUUGGAAGAUGCUGGAGGCGAAAUCGAGAAUGAUAUAAACUCUGAAGAGCCGUACAUCGAAGCCUACCUUCAUUCCCAUGAGCAUCCAAGUGAAUUGAACUGCACCGAGAGAAAACGUAUUACUCUCAGUAUGACCCGAAGCCAGGACUUUGACCAUAGGAAGUACACUUUCUUUCUAUCGCCUGAGAAGUAUGACACAACGCAGGACUACUUUAUCAAUGUGAGCACGCCCUGCGACACCACCUACUGGUCUGCCGGCGUUCAUCUUGAGGUGGGACUAUUUGCCUCACUGUGCCAGUACUUCAGUGAGAGUGAGAAACAGUGGCGGACAGACGGCAUGGUGCCCCUGGCGGAAACCAACUCCAGCAGAGCCGUUUGCCGCACCAGACACCUUACUGCCUUUGCCGCAGGCCUCUUUGUACCACCUCAUGCGGUCAGCUUUUCAGUGCCAAUGCGGUCUGGCCCACCUAGCUUUGUGGUGUUGCUGGUGUGUGUGCUGGGCUUUCUCUGUUAUGUUGUUGCUGCCGCCAUCUUGCACAAGUUAGACCAGCUGGACUUGCGCCGGGCUGGUGUGGUUCCACUGUGUGGCACAGAUGGGCUUUUUAAAUAUGAGGUUCAAGUCAAAACUGGCUGGACUCGUGGGGCAGGCACAACAGCUCAUGUUGGAAUCAGUCUGUAUGGCCGUGAGGGUCGCACCGGACACCGCCAUCUCGAUAGCAAGGGGGCCUUUACACGCAACGCCCUUGACAUCUUCCAUAUUGCUACUGACAAUAGCUUGGGCAGUGUGUGGAAAAUGCGCAUUUGGCAUGACAACAAAGGUUUGUCCCCAGCAUGGAUGCUACAGUACAUCUUGGUCAAGGAUUUACAGACAGGAAGCAGCUACUAUUUCCUGGUAGAUGAAUGGCUCUCGGUAGACAACGAAAAAACUGAUGGUCAAUUAGAAAUUGAAGUGGAAGCCUCAGAAGAAGGAUCGCUUCGCCACUUUCCCCGCCUCCUGCGGUGUGAGCUUCAGAGGGCGUUGUGUGAGAGUCACCUGUGGCUGUCGCUAUGGGAGAAGCCCCCUCGCAGCCCCUUUACUCGCUUGCAGAGAGCCACCUGCUGUGCUUUGUUACUGCAGUUAUUUUUGGCCUUCAACACACUGUGGUACAGCAUAGUGGUGGACGAGAGAAUCAGCUCACAAGCCAUAGGGCAAUUAUCUUCACUAAACGGCGAGACUCUAGCAGCAGGCGUGGUGACAUGUCUGAUUGCCUACCCGCUCUAUCUCCUCGUCUUUACACUGUUCAGAAUGAGCCGCAGCAAGUGUGUGUCAGUGGAGCAAGUACCUCCACCAGGGGACCAAGAGUCAGUGGAGAUUGAUUACUUCCUGGACAACUCCAUAGCUGGAAGUUCUUUCCUCUACUUUGACGGCGAGACCAACUCCGAAGAAACCAAUGUGGAUUUGCCUACUCCGUCCACCAAAAGUAUGGAGAGUUGGGGCAUGGCAGAGGAGGAGAGUGAUGACCGGGACUGGCCAGAGCUGUUGGGUCAUGUACCUGUGACAGGAGGGGCGGGACAUGGGGCGGGGAUGCCGAGGCUCAAGAGGGGACAAGGGAGCAGGCACCUUGGUGUGGAUAUGACCUUUAACCCAGAAGAUGAGGAUGAGCAAAGGCACAAAUAUUUUACUUCCUCAGAUGAGGACCUCAUCAAACACAUUUUGAGCGAUGGCCAGAAUUUCUUCCCGCAAGCAGAUGAAAGUGAGAUGGCUGAUCUGUCAAGUAUUUUGGAAGACAAUACAGAGGUGAUUCUACUCCAGAAAAUCAAUGACCCCCUUCCUCUGGAAUCAGUCAGAAGAGAACCUCCGAAAACUGCUUUCUCCUCCAAUACAGUUGUGGCAGACGUGUGUCGUCCUAGACGGUUCCCUCCCUGGUGUGGACGCGCGGCCCUGUGGGGGAGCUGGGCUGCGAUUGCCCUGGCCAAUAGUAUAUCCAUUUGGGCGGCCCACGGCUUCAAUCAGAAUGUUGCAAUGAUGUGGCUCAUCUCCAGUUUUGCUAGCUUCCUAUGCUCCUGUUUUCUCCUGGAACCAAUAAAGGUGUUGUGUGAGGCCAUCUACUAUGCAGUGUUUGUGUGUCGCCUGCGCCCUGAGGACCAGGACGUACUGGUAGAGUUCCCCACGGUGGAGAGGGUGGUGCAGCGAGUCCACAGGGUGCGCCCGCCUCAAGGCUACGCGCUGUCCCAGGACCGGCACCAGGCCCGCAAGGUCCGCAUGCUGCACACUAUGUUGAAGAACUUCCUAGUGUACAUGUUCUUCUUGUUGGUGGUUCUUUUACUCAACUACUCGGAUUCUGCCAAAGAAACACACAGCCUGAGGCUGCAUACUCAAUUACAACGUGUGCUACAUACACCUGAGUACCACAACAUCAGCAGCCGCCAUGAUGUUCUGGCUUGGCUGAACCGAUCCUUGUUACCUCGCCUUCUGAAUGACUCCGCACUCCUUGGACACACAGGAAGUGUCUUACUCGGCACCAUGAGACUCAGACAAAUCAACUACAUGCAAGUUCUAUCUGGUUCCCGAUCAGGGGACUUGUGGGGACAAGGGUGGCCUAACAUUACAGCUUCUGGUGCUGCCGUUCUGUUGAAUAACUCCACAGACUUGGUGCUCCAGUUGAACAGAAGUCUGGAAGAGGCCAGUAUCUCCCUGCAGCAGCGUCAGCAACAACACUGGCUUGAUGAAAGGAGCCGUGCUUUGUUUGUGGAGUUCUCACUGUACAACAUCAACACAAAACUCUUGGCAGUGUUUUCUUUCCUCUUCGAGUUCCCAGUUUCUGAGCGUGCUCAGUCCAGCCUCGACCUCGUAGUCAUCACUCUGUGGCCAAUCACGGGGCUGGAUCUGCAGCUUCUUUUAACGAUGGUCCUUCUUAUCCUGGUGUUCUAUUUCCUGGUGCGGGGGAUUUUGGGAUGCCUCCGCGAAGGCUACUCAUACCUGUUGUCCACCUGGAGACUCCUGGGCAUCUGUAAACUUACCAUAGCGGCAUCUGUAUGCGGCCUGCAUCUGAGCAGGUGCGUCAUGGCCCAGCAGCUAUGGACGCUGUACCUCCGUCACCCACGAGAUGCCUUCACAGACUUCUACCCCCUCGCCAAACGAACUCAGAUGUAUACAGUCAUGGCGGCCUUGCUACUUUUCAUUUUGGUGCUCAAGGCUUCUCAUCAGUUGCGGUUCUUGCGAGAGUGGGCCGUGUUUGGCCGAGCUCUGCGACGCUCCGUCUGGGAAUUGCUGGGCGUCGCUCUAGCCCUGCUGCUGUUGCUCCUGGCCUACUCACACACUGGACACCUGCUCUUCCACUCGGUCUUCGAUGGCUACGGUAGUGUCAGCGCCACCUGUCUUUCAUUGCUCGGCGCUAGCGGCCGCGGUCUGUUGUCACCAGACCCUUCAUGGACACUCACCGGGCCUUCCGGUGGCGUGUUCUCCCUGGUGUUCCACACGAGUUUUGCCGUGCUCCGGUUGCUGUUGAUCUGGUUGGUCACCUCCAUUUUACUGAGGAACUACCGGCGCGGACGGGCAGAGUUGUACCGACCCGCUGUAGAUCUGCAAGACUACGAAAUGGUCGAGCUGUUUCUCAGAAGACUGAAAAUGUGGAUGGGGCUGAGCAGGACCAAGGAGUUUCGUCACAAGGUUCGUUUCGAAGGAAUGGAGCUGCCCCCAUCUCGCAGUUCCUCAACCAGCGACUGCAAGUCUCUGUGUUUACCUCCGCUGGACCGCCCCGACUCUCCGUCCACCCCGGACAGCGUCGACGGCGGCUCUGAGGCUUCCUGGUGCCCGGCACCGUCCAGUCCCUGCAGCCUAACAGAAGCUCCCGGCGUCGGCCCGGGCCUCGGCAUAGCUCUAGGCCCCGGAGCGCCCGCCGGCUGGAGGGAGAGGGCAGAAACCGAGGCCGCGCUCAAGAGGCUGCUGCCCACGUUUGAUGCCCUGCUACAACAGCUGGACCGUGUCACCAUCUCGACCGAGGACGUAUUUCAUAUGGAAUGCCAACUGGAGCGAGCGCAGAGGAAGAGGAGACGGCGAGGAAGAGCGAGAGGAGGGGAGAAAGGACAGCGUGAAAAAGGGGCGCGCAAAGACAGGAAGAGCAGCAAAAACAAGAACAAAGUGGGCAAGAAAGUCAAAAAAAGGGAGACGAGUGAACUUUCAACAGAGUGUCGAGACUCAGCCGACCCCAAGGCGACACCUGCUCCAAAGUCUAAAGCACUCCCUGUCCGCUCACCUUCCUCCAAUACCUCUGUCACCGCCCCCCCGCCGACUCCAAUAACUGCCCCCGCCACGCCACCCGUGUUGCCAGCCGAUACCCCCUUUUCCCAUUACCAGCCUCCCAAAUUGAGCACGGGGCCUCCGCGCACCCCUACGGGCAGAGAGCACUUCCCUGCCGAGAAGGAGCCCCUACCCUCCUCAAGCCUGUUCAACCACCCAGCACACACCACGACCAUCCCUACGCACAAGCGGAAACGCAAGCCUCCGCCGCUUAAAAACAAGGUGCACCCCAACUAA